AUGACGCCGGGUUCUCCAGAUGAAGCCCUUCACUUUCGAGGCAAAACUCUGACUCCAGAGAGCCCUCGUCCGCUUCACGUCGCGGAACCGACCAAGAUCCCUGUGCUGCAGAACCAAAUGGACCCAGUGUUCAAUGAUACGUCGACUUAUUUUGACACGCCCCUGUCAGACCUGGAAAAUGGUUCGGAGAAUGUGACGAGGCAUCAGGCGCCCAUACAGGGGUUGGACCAUCAUCACUAUCAACAAUACCAACAACCACCACCGUCGACACAAACACAAGGUAGCUUUCACACUGGUUCUUUGCAGGCGGAUGAUCGAUCAAUGGACAAGAAAAAUGAGACUUCACUUUCUGCGGGGACAGCAACUGCUAAGCCUUCCCUUCCAUCAGAUCAGUCUGCAGUAGCAGACGAGGAGUCCUCUACUGCGCCGGGCAUAGCAGCGAACUCAUCUCUAACUGUUCUUCCUUCAUCAGAUCCCGCUGCCCCUCUAGCUCACCCUAACCCCGAUGUCCCUUCCUCUUCCUCCUCACAGGCUGCCCAGAUCCUGCCCGUCGCGAACGAGGUAAAUCACGCCGUCGCCAGCUGGACCGCGCAGUCGGCGCAGCAUGAUCGCUUAGAUUCCCAAGCAAAAUCCGAAGAUAAUACUGGUGAGGGUGGUGUGGACUUCCAAAACCUGCUCGAUAACCUUCCUCCUCCCUCUACUGCUGCUCCAUUUGCCCCCCUGCCCUCGGAGACGGCCCCUUCGUCUGCGGACGACGUCUCUGAAGCUCCUCAAGGCCUUCCCCCUCGUCCCCCACCCCAGGAGAAGCCCACCAUUCAUCCUAAUUACCAUCCUAGCGAUGAUAUCCGUUCGUAUCAUCAACUCCACCCUCACCCUCCCAGCACAUCUACCACCUACCCUUCCCAGCAAAGUAAUUAUCAGUCCAACUUAGGGCUGCCUUCCUUGGCUGCUUCUGGCGCUCCCGGAACCGCGUCGGGCGCCAGCUCAUUGCCUCCACCCCCUGGUCCCAGCUUCCAGCAACCGCCCCCCUCUACCGCAGAAUCGUCUCAGGAGCCCCCUGCAACUGCGACUUCUCAGAAUGGUCGCGUCGAGAAGCCCGUUGGUCGAGUGAUCAGACCCGGGGACGAAGAUGUUCCGUGGGGUCCAGACGUACAGAAGAAAUAUGAUCAAUUCCUGCAUGAUGAGAGAGUGUACGUAACGGAGGGACUCUGGGAUCGCUUCCCAGCGGGGUCCCGGUUGUUCGUGGGUAAUCUGCCAACGGAGAGAGUCACAAAACGAGAUUUGUUUCAUAUCUUUCACCAAUACGGCAAACUAGCCCAGAUAUCGAUCAAGCAAGCCUACGGUUUCAUCCAAUUUGUCGAAGCCUCCGCCUGCAAGCAUGCGCUCGAUUGUGAACAAGGAGCUACCUUGAGAUUUCAAAACCGCAGAGGAAUACUCGGGCAGGCCCCGCGCCACCCGAACCUUCUCGCGGUCCUCCACCUCGACGGUCCAGGUCGCCGGAAUACAGCAGAGGCGGUCCUCCCAGCAGCCGUAAUCCGAGGGGAUCAGGAGAUCGCUAUGAUCGGCCUUACGAGUCAGGCAGAGUCCCGUUUAGUGACUUUAGAGAUGAGCCGAGCCACCGCAGACGCGACGAUUAUCGACCUCCUCCACGAUCACCGUCCCCUCGUCCGUUCCGUGGAAGAGAUGGGUACAGAUCCCGGGAUAGAACUCCUGAACGAUACGAUCGACGCGAGAGACGCCGUUCUCGGUCACCUGCCCAGGAGAGCCCCAAGAGAUGUCCCGGACGUGCAGAUUUUGGUUCUUGAAGAAGUUGAUCGUAACUUCAUCUUCCACGUGGAGAAUGCCUUCCGCAAUCGAGGUCUUCGGGUCGAUGUCCUGGUGUUAGGUCCUCGCAUACCACUGAACGCGGCAGUUCAGCGGCAGAUUAAAGAAGGGGUUCUUGCUGUUGUGAGGCUGUCUCGUCCGAACCAAUUUUCAAGGAAGAUACCGUUGCAGGUGUUCGACCGCAGUGCUGGGUCAGACAAUGUUCGUUUCAAUGAAUAUCCAGAAGUCGAGCCCAACAUCGCCGCUGAGAUCGUCUUUCAUGCCCAAGCCAUGCAACGCGGUGCUCCUUCACUUCCUUUCCCAACCAACCCCGCGUUCGCCGUGUCGACACUUCCCACAGCGCCCAUUCCUCAGGCACCAUUGCCGGCACUUUCUAGUUCUUCCAAUGUCGCGAAUAUGAUUUCGUCUCUUGAUGGGCCUACCCUUCAGUCUCUCUUGAGUACACUACAGCAGCGACAGCAACAACCUAUCCCCACUGCACAACCCUUUACGGCUGCCAGCAUGCCUCAUACCACUGCAGAUCUCGCAAGCCUUUUGAGCGGAGUCACGCGGCCAUCGAUUCCUACGAAUCCUCAACAACACCUGCCUCCGCAAUACUCGGUCCCAGCUACCAAUGCUCCGGUGAUUCCAGAUCCCAAUCUGAUCUCAUUGCUUGCUAAGGGCCUGGGUGGACAGCAGCAACCACAGCAGCAGAACUUGGCGGGUAUGAGUCCUCACGUUCAAAACAUUAUGAAUCAGUUAAGCAAGUGGAAACAAUGA
Aspergillus thermomutatus is the source of this 2583-nucleotide messenger RNA. Its product is annotated as putative RNA-binding protein (Nab3). The coding region runs from base 1 to 2583 and encodes 860 amino acids. Gene Ontology annotation, molecular function: RNA binding. The record is from RefSeq and is a predicted model, not a curated record. The transcript has 7 exons. NCBI's taxonomy places the organism in Eukaryota, Fungi, Ascomycota, Eurotiomycetes, Eurotiales, Aspergillaceae.